This is a messenger RNA of Melospiza melodia melodia, 1083 nucleotides long. RefSeq lists its product as uncharacterized. NCBI's taxonomy places the organism in Eukaryota, Metazoa, Chordata, Aves, Passeriformes, Passerellidae. The transcript has 7 exons. The coding region runs from base 27 to 866 and encodes 279 amino acids. The record is from RefSeq and is a predicted model, not a curated record. Gene Ontology annotation, cellular component: cytoplasm.
AAUGUGCUCGCACUCUUGUGAAGAUCAUGUCAAGUUGCCUGCAGAUGGAGUGCAGGGAGUGGCGUCGCCUGGCGCUCAGAGGCCUCGUGGUGCUCAGCAAGGAUCCCUCGAUGGCCAGCAGAAUGUGCAGUCUGUCUCCGAGCCUUCUGGAGCUGCUGGGUGAUGCCGAUGGAGAGGUGGUCAGCAUGUCCAUCCAUGUGUUCACAAAUGUGCUCCAGGCAGACAUCCUGGUAUCCAGCACCACUGCCCCAAAACUGGCUGAGGCACUGCUGCUGCUCUUUGACCAUGACAACAGCUAUGUGCAAGUGCUCUCCCUUCAGCUCUUCUUCAGGGUGAUGGACUUGGUAGUGGAUGAGGGAAAAAAGCCCCUUGCAAAGAUUUUGAGCCAAAGCCUCCUUCCACUCUUCUUCCACUGCCAUGAUGAGAACCAGUGUGUGGCAAAGGCCUCUUGGGAAACGCUGCUUCGUGUGGCAAGGUUCCUGAAGAGGAGGAAGCUCAAGCAGCUGGUGAAGAAGGGGCAGCUGUCAGAGUUCACCGAGGUCCUGCUGGCAGAGGACAGGAGCCGAGCGGCCGAGCACCUGCGCCGGGCGCUGCGCUUCCUGGAUAGCCCACAGGAGCCCCUGCGAGCGGCGGCCGUCAGGAUCAUGGGCAUGACCGGGAUGGUCACGAUGGGCUGGAAAGAAGAGCUCCAGCUCCUCAAUGAGGCCCUUCAAGGCCUGAGAAGAGAUGACAGCCCUUCCCAAAUGAACAUAGUUGUUCAACGGAGAAUCGUUGAGAGAUCUGCAGAACUACGUUUCUCUGGUGGCUCAGAAGAACCAUUGCUCCUAAAAGUCCUAAAAACACCAUGGAAGAGGAGAUCACCUUGAGAGGCCAGAAGAGACAGAAGAGACCAGCUGGAGCUUCAGGCACAGCUGAUGAUUGGCAUAGCUGAGCCGCUGGGAAGCUCCAAUAGCUCCUGCCUUCUCCCUGCCUGUUGACAACUCCAUGCCUCCCCCCAGCCCUCAGACCCUGCCCGUCCUCUUUCUUCCCUCCCCACUCCUCCCUUUGCUUCGCCUUCCAUUAAUAAACAGUUUGGCUUCUUCA